Molecule: messenger RNA, 759 nt
Organism: Penicillium alfredii
Lineage: Eukaryota; Fungi; Ascomycota; Eurotiomycetes; Eurotiales; Aspergillaceae
Product: aldo-keto reductase
Exons: 6
Coding region: 1-759 (252 amino acids)
Source: RefSeq, a predicted model, not a curated record
AUGGACCUCAAAUCGUGGAUCCUCGACGAAGAUAAAGCACUUCCAUUGCUAAAGACUGCUUUUGACCGUGGAGUCAACACGUGGGAUACAUCGAACAACUACUCAAAUGGCAAGCCAGAGGAGAUCAUCGGCAAAGCCAUCAGGCACUACCAGAUCCCUCGCCAGAAACUGACCCUCUUCACCAAAUGCUGGGCACCGGCCAGUGAGCACGACAACAUAUUUGCUGUCCCCUUCGCAGAAGAAAUGCGCCAGGACAAGGACUAUGUCAAUCAAUUUGCCAUUUUCAACGCAGUGGAUGUAUCUCUCAAAAGACUGGGCAUCGAGUAUAUCGAUCUCUUCCAGAUCCACCGUUUCGACCCAUUGACCCAUCGCGAGGAGGAGCGUGAAAUGAACCGGUUCUGUAAUGAAAUGGGAGUUGGUCUUAUUCCUUGGAGUCCACUUGAGGCCGGGCGGCUCGCCCGUCCCUUGUCGCAUAUCGGCGUGACUGCUCGUCUUGAGAAUACCAGCGCCAGUGAUCUCUUUGAUGCAGAUGUCACUAUCAUUGAUCGAGUGGGGGAGGUGGCGAAACGGAGAAAUUGGUCGAUAUCUCACGUUGUCUUGGCUUGGGUUACCUGGCGCGUCGCAAGCCCUAUCGUGGGCUUUAGUUCGGUCGAACGGAUUGAUGAUGCUUUGGAAAUUGGGAAUCUGGCUCUAACGGCCGAGGGGGAGAAAUACCUUGAGGAGCCGUAUGUGCCCAAGGUCGUGGGUGGUCAUGAUUGA